GCAAGCUGUGACGUUCGUUGUGUACGUCCUUCGCUCCAGAGUGAAUCAGUGCAUGGAGGAAUAAAUUAUUCCUCCAUGAUCAGUGCAGGGUGCGUGGUAUAAAUGCAGUUCAUUCAGUACUGUUCGACCCUUACCAUCAGUGCUGUACAACCACAACUGACGCCAUGAAAACUGCCACCAUCUUCAAGUAUGUGUUCCUUUACGGACUAGCACUAUUUGAAACAUUUUGCUUCUUACGUUACAUUUCUUCUGAUCAUGAGCGAAGUUUACUUAACACAAAGAGUAUACAUACGAAAGAUAGCAGAGAAAUACAAACAGAGCUCGUCAACCUGCAAGCUACCUCCACGCUGCAAGCUACCUCCACGCUGCAAGCAAGUAGUAGUCGGAACGUUACUGGAAACGUCACAACUUCACCGACGGCGGAACCUGCACAAUUAACUACUGUGUCUGGACAACCAGUCGUCAAUCCUCAUCGUUUUAAGUUUACAAUGCACAACCAAGAUGCCUGCUUCAACAGGAGCAACUCAAACGGAGAACUAUUCUUGGUUUUGCUCGUCAAAUGUGCGCCGUUCGAGAAGUUGGACCGAGAGCAAAUCCGGAAAACUUGGGGAGGUGUGAAGGAGGUGUUCGGUAGACGGGUCCUGACGAUGUUUCUUCUAGGGGAGUCAACGGACCCCAUCAUUCGGAAACAAAUUCAAGAGGAAAACCGUGAAUUUCAUGAUCUUAUCCAAGAAGACUUCAUCGAUGUUUACGUAAAUCUGACUUACAAGAACAUGAUGGGACUGAAAUGGAUAUCGAUGUACUGCCCUCAAACCAGCUUUGUAUUCAGUGUAGAUGCUGACAUGAUGAUUAACAUUGUUACACUGGUAAGACGGUUGUCCAAAAUGCCAAAGACUGAUUUUGCAGAAGGCCAUCUUAGGACAAAUGUCAUCGUAGAAAGAGGGAAAAAAUCCAAGUGGUACAUUCCAAAGGAGGUUUACGCUCCUAAAAGGUAUCCACCUUUUCUUAAUGGCGCUUGCUACGCAAUGUCUCGAGAUGUAGCUGUACGUGUCUUCGACAAGUCCAAGUAUGUACCGUUCCUUCGUCUCGAUGAUGCAUUUGUAGGAAUAAUUAUGAGCAAAAUCGGCGUCAUUCCGAUGCUUUCUCCGAUGUACGAGCAGUAUUCUGGGAAGUACGCGGAGGCGAUGGAAAAGGGUAUUGGAGUUGGAAUACUUCACAACAGACAUCGCCUCAAUGAUACAAUGUUGAGCCUUUGGCAUAAACUAGUUGGAUCACAAAUUGAGCAGAUAAACAAAACCUCGCAAUAGUAAUAGUUAUAAUUAUGUUAAAGGAACAUUACCGAUUUUUGUAUUGCUAUCAAAAUAGUUGCAGUGUAAGCACUUUAUGAAAUCUACCGUAUACAUAAUCUGACAAACCUGGAGAAGUUUGAGAUCGAUCAGCCAUCUGGAUCUCUGGAAAUUAAUGGGGAAGUAUUACACAUUAUUAUUGCAUGACUUCGAUUAAUAAAAAUGGUGUAAAAGCUCACUGAGCGAUAAACUCCAACUGGGAAUUAGUUUUAUU
This is a messenger RNA of Asterias rubens (European starfish), 1560 nucleotides long. Its product is annotated as beta-1,3-galactosyltransferase 5-like. Gene Ontology annotation, cellular component: membrane. The transcript has a single exon. Bases 165 to 1307 code for a protein of 380 amino acids. The record is from RefSeq and is a predicted model, not a curated record. Gene Ontology annotation, molecular function: hexosyltransferase activity. Lineage: Eukaryota; Metazoa; Echinodermata; Asteroidea; Forcipulatida; Asteriidae.